Molecule: messenger RNA, 3820 nt
Organism: Coturnix japonica (Japanese quail)
Lineage: Eukaryota; Metazoa; Chordata; Aves; Galliformes; Phasianidae
Product: C-C motif chemokine 17-like
Biological process (GO): immune response
Cellular component (GO): extracellular region
Molecular function (GO): chemokine activity
Source: RefSeq, a predicted model, not a curated record
AUCCUCCAGAACUUCCCCUAUGAAUCACCAGGUCUGAAAGGUCAUUUGGAGGGUAAGGAGCUCUGUAGAAAGGAUGCUUUUUUUCCUCUUCUGUUAUUAGACAAAGGGGAGGCUGCAUAAAUGAGUGAGUUCGUAGGCAGAUGGUGAUAAAUCACUUCCCAUGCACUGAGUGGAUGUGGCUUGCACAGUCUGGUGACUGAGUGCAUGGAGCCACAAGGCAGCAUUGGGAUGGUUCCAUUCCUUCACCUCCCCGCAGCAUCCAUCAGGCAGCACAGUGGCAGCCCUUGAAGGUACGUGUUGGCCAUACUCACCCUGACCAGUUUGAUCAGUGGACAGACUCCAACCCCACACUCUGACCAUCAGGAGGCCCAUUUAAGACCAGGGUUGUGUCUUCAGUCCCUGAUUUGGGUGUUGUAUUUUCACUCUGACCCUGUUUGCUGUAGAUAGCUUAUCUUCUGCAUGGAUGGAUGGAUGGAUGGAUCUCUUGGUGUUGAGGCUGUCUCUGGACCCAUGACCGUGCUGCUCCAUCCCUCCUCAAAUGAAUCCUGGACUAAUUCUUCACUUUGCUGUAUUUAGGGCUGUCACCUCACUCUCUGCUGUGCUCAGACCCAGUGGGACAUCACCUCACCUAUGAAGUCACAGACUGUGCUGUGAUGUGGACCAUGACUUAUGAAAUGUCAGCCCUGUCCCUGCUUGGUGUUGUGGUUUUUCUGUGACAUAUUACAUCAGCCUGUGCUUGCGUAGGGCAGCCUCUGCUCAAACCAACCUACCACCCCUUCACUAAUGCUGGGUUAGUAGAGUGGGGCAUGUUCCCUUCUGAGGUCUUUCACCUCUCUCUGUGUUUCAGUCUUUGCAGCCCCACCACCCUUCAGCUGCAGUCACUUCUCCUUUCGGAUGCUGUGAACCCAGCCAUGCUGUUGGUUAAGGACAGCCUUACAGUAAAGAAGGCACCAAGGACAUGCCAGUUCUCCACUGCUGUUCCAGCUCCAGGAAUUUAAAAAAGGUCAGGGUUGCAAAGGAGGCUGAAGUCCUCACCAAACACUGUUUCCACCAUACACUUAAGCAUAGAUUCUAUCCAUUGGGAGCAGCAGCUCCUCCUCACACCCCAGGUCCACUCUUUGUUAACCUGGAGGGUAUUCAUACAGUCAUAGAAUCAUAGGGGCUGUGGAAGGGACCCCUGUGGGCACGUCCUUCCUCCAGCUCUGUCACUCUUCUGCCCCAGUUGGAGAGAACUGUCAUCACCUGUUUAUUUUCCUGCCUGGCUGAGGUGACUUCCUGGCUUCUGGGUUACAGGGAAGAGCUGGUGUCGGCAAGUUGCUCAGAUGAUCCUCUGGGAAAAGGCUCCUGGACACGUCCUUCCUGCAGCCUUAUGGCUCCACGCAGGACUUUCUGCACAGGAUGUGCUUUGGUGGAUCCCCAGCUUUCAGCACUCGGUGGUCCCCAGUGUCCAGCCAUAGGAAGCAGGCUUUGGGAGGGAACCUUUCUUUCCUCCUUUAAAACUUUCCAGCCUCUAAGAGCUGUCAUGACUGAAAACAGCACUGGGGCUGCAGAGCAUGCGACAAUUGCAUGGCUGCUCCCAGCUGUGCUGGGCUGCUGAGACCCCCCAUUCCCAAGAAUGUGGCCUGUUAUGCCCAAAUCCUUCCCCACGGUGAUACAGGUGCUGGCAAACCUCGUACCUGAGGUGUCCCCCAGCUCCUUUCUUCCUCCUUUUGCAGAAUCAUGGACUCACCAUGGUUGGAAAAGACGUCCAAGAUCUAGUCCAAUGCUCACCACCCAGAUUGCCCACUAAAUCAUGGUCCAUAGUACCAAAUUAGGAUAAUGCUGUUCAUUUUUCAUGUAAUCAAGCAAAUUCUUCUUUGCCUGCUCAAAGGAAAGGGAACUUUAGCCAGCUGUGGGACUUUCCAGCAUCCCUCAGUUCAUGACUGCACACCAACCUUUUCCUUCCAAAAGAAAACCCACCUAAAGAAUAAACAUCAAGGCACCUCCAGGGAGUUGUGCAUUGUUUGUCUGUGACAGGGCUGAGUUGAAAACCCAAGGAAGAGGAAGCACAGAUCCUGCUUUGUUUUACUUACUUCCUUAGGUCUGCUCCAUCCAGAGCCCUGUGUGGGUGUCCCUGUGCCUGCAGUCCUCCCUUGCACUUCUGGCUGUGAAAGCUCCAUCCCAGGUUGAGACACGCCACAGGCUUGCAGCAAAGUCAUACCUACCAGUCCCCCAAAUGUUUCCUUCUUGCUCGGGCACAUCAGAGAUGGGGUAAUGGCUGAGAAGGGAAGGGAGGAUUCACAAAGCCAAUGGGAGGAUGGAAAGAUGCUUUUGGGGAUCAUUAGCAUGGGGAACUCAUUGCAGCCCGUGGAGAUGUUGAGUCACUGGGUUGAACACAAGCCAGGAGGAACAGCACCGUUACAUAUAGGUUCAGCUGUUCAGUGUGCCCUGCUCUGCAUCUGCUGGCCAUGGCAGGAUGAGACCAACUCCAAUCUGCUGUUAGGUUCUGGCCCUAAAGGACACCAGAAAGGCAAACAUUGAGCCCCAAAUCCCUGCACUGAUAGAGUGGCAGGUUCAUCCAUUAGGUCCCAGUGACACAGUUGUUGAUGGCACCUCUUGCCAUGAGCUUCCUUUGGGGUCAGGCAGCUGGAAGGAGCACAAUGCAGGCUGCUCCUGCAUUGCUCUGACCUCUGCUUGUGGCUAUGGGAUGCAGACUGAGCAGCGGAGACCCCUCUACAAGGGAAGAGUUCACCUGCCCCCAGGUUGAAGAGCGAAAAGGACCCCAUAAUAAAUGAAGGUGUCCUUGCACUGUUGCAUUAUGGAGGGGGGAUUUUUUAUGUCCAAAACGAUGCGUCCCUCUCCAUAGAAUGUGGGGCAAUGUUUGGCAGUGUGUGACAUCCCAGAGCCUUUGAGCCACAGAUGGAUGCUGCUCUCCUGGUGGAAGGGACUCCAGUCGAUUCACAUUUUCUCCUUAACACUUUCUCAGCUCUCAAGUCAAGAAAUGACUUUGUGUAAAGCACAGCAUUGCCUUUCUUGUCACCACAAAAUCACUCUCGGUGCCUUUUGAAGGCCUUUGCUCUGUGCUUCUGUAGAGGAGGAUUUCACUUCCCUAUUGGCUUUGUGGCUUUCCCACAGGCCAGACUCAACUUACAGAGAAGUGACCCGAGCCUGUUUGUCCUUUCUUUCUAGGGAUCAUCUCUGUCUGCAGCCUGAGAGCUGCCACGUGACACGUAAAUCCCCUGGCUCUAAGAAAACACACAGGGCUUUCACUAGAAAUUCGUCGGAAAAGAGCUAGAAUGGGGAGGUGCUGAAGAGGAUAAAUUGCAGCGGCUCCUUGCUGAGCUAACAGAGCUCCUUAGGAGAGGCACAGCAGCACUGCAUUAAGGAAAAGCCCACAUCCAGCUGUGAUGCUCAGCACAAAGCCACUCCUGCUGCUCCUGCUGCUCCUCAGCAUCUCCCAGCCCAGCUCCACAGCCCCAUAUGCACCUUCGGAAUGCUGUUACGAAUAUGUAAAAGGUGCUCUCCGGGUUGAAGUGUUGAAGAGUUUCUAUGAGACUUCCAAUGACUGCCUUCUAGAAGCAAUUGUGUUUGAGACAAAGAAAGGGAAGAAGAUCUGUGCAAAACCAAACGCACUUUGGGUGAAAAGAGCAGUUAAGAAUCUUCAGAAAAAGGAGCCUCAAGCUGAGUGAUGCACAGCGGACACACAAGUUGAGGAUCGCAGCUUCCUGAUGGGAAGAUUUACACUCAGCCUCCUGCGGAGGACCCCUAUGCUGACAGAUCCACAUCCCCAGGUGCUGCAGCCCUGCCAGCCCUGCCCCCACCUGCAGGACGCAGCUCCAAA